Messenger RNA from Neoarthrinium moseri, 753 nucleotides. RefSeq lists its product as uncharacterized. NCBI's taxonomy places the organism in Eukaryota, Fungi, Ascomycota, Sordariomycetes, Amphisphaeriales, Apiosporaceae. The transcript is spliced from 2 exons. The record is from RefSeq and is a predicted model, not a curated record. Bases 1 to 753 code for a protein of 250 amino acids.
AUGUCGACCAAGCCAGCCAUCGUCUUCGGGCCCGGUGCAUGGCAUUCGCCCGACUGCUUUCAACUUGUUCGUGAUGAGCUAGAGAAACGUGGGUUUGAGACCGUGGGCGUUACUUACCCGACCGUGGGUGCCGAGCCUCCCACAAAGGGCAUAUCUGAUGAUGCUGCUGCUUUCCGAGGUGCGGUCGAGGAGCUGGUCGCGCAAGGAAAACAAGUUGUGUGUGUCGUUCACUCAUAUGGUGGUUUGGUAGGAGCCAAUGCCGUCAAAGGCUUGGGAUUCCAACAGCGGGCCAAAGAAGGCAAGGCCGGAGGAAUCGUCAUCUUCGUCUACCUGGCGGCCUUCGUUACGCCGCUUGGCUCGAGCAUCUUGAGCAUGCUAGGCGGAAACUGGCUUCCUUGGAUGCGACCCGAGGGCAACUACGUAUAUGCUGAUACACCAGCCGAGAUUUUCUACCACGACGUCCCUGAGGAGAUGCAGAAGAAGGCAGUGGCGGGUCUACCGCACCAAGCUAUCAGAUCAUUCACCGAUCCGGUGGACUACGAGCCGUGGCACGAAAUUGAAUGCAUGUACUUCUUCUGCGAAGGAGACAAGGCAAUCCCAAUCGCCGUCCAAGAGAACAUGGCCAAAAUGCUGCCUGGACAAACUCACUUCCGCACAACGGCAUCUCACUCGCCUUUCCUCUCGCAGGUGGAUGAGACGGUCAAGGGAUUGGAGUUGGCAGCCAAAGUGGGCCAGGAGAAGGCCGGCACCUGA